UGGACUUUGGACUCCACAGCACAAGACUCCUAACUGCCACCCAGUAUAUAUGCAGGGGAGGUGUAGACAGGAGGACACAGACACACCACAGACAGCAUUCAGGAACUAACAACAUACAAAGAGUUAAUCGCAGAAUCAUGAAGGUCCUCGUUGUGAUCGCAUUGGCUGUUUUAACCGGUUGCCAUGCCAACCUUUUCUAUGCUGAUGAGCCCAAGCCACAGCUGGAGCAGCUGACGGAUGCGUUCUGGGACUACGUUGCCCAGGCAACACGCACGGCGGAGGACACCAUUCAGACGAUCAGGAAGUCUCAGCUGGGAGAGGAAGUGAGUGCCAAACUCACAGAGAGUGCCGAUGCGGCCAGCCAGUAUGCAGUCACCCUCCAGACCCAGAUGACCCCUCUGGCUCAAGAGCUCAUGACAAAGAUCACCCAGGAGGCUGAGGUGCUGAGAGAGCGUCUGGGGCAGGACCUGACUGCCGUUAAGGGCAAACUGGAGCCCUACGCAGAUGACAUGAGAACCCAGGUUCUGCAGAAGGUGGAGGAGCUCAAGGAUGCGGUGGCCCCCUAUGCUGGGUCUCUGGACUCCGAGUCCCUGAAGGCCACCCUGCUCCAGAAGAGUGAGGAGCUGAAGAGCAGUCUGGAGCAGAGUGUGCAGGAGCUGCAGUCCCAGCUGGGCCCCUACACCGAGGAGCUCAAGCAGAAGGUGGACCAGCACCUGCUGGACUUCCAGACCAGUGUGGCCCCCUUGGUUGCUGACCUCCAGACCCAGCUGGCCCAGGGAGGCAAGUUGGUCCAGCAGAGGCUGGCCCCCUACGCUGAAGACCUGAGAGGCAAACUGGACCCCUAUGCCCAGGACCUGAAGACCCAGCUCACCUCCCUGUAUGAGUCCUUCACCAAAUCCAGCUAAAGACACUGCCAUUUUCAUGCUUCAAUAAUUUAUCUGAACUUGAUUUGUUCAUGAAAAAUGUGAACCAUUUCAAGCAGUUUCCUUUUUACAUUGUGUUAUGAAUUUAUUUAUUUAAAUGUGACAAAAGCUUUGUGUUUUCAUCUGAUUUAUAUAUAAAUAAAACAAACAACUUCA
Clupea harengus (Atlantic herring) is the source of this 1079-nucleotide messenger RNA. RefSeq names its product apolipoprotein A-IV-like. The record is from RefSeq and is a predicted model, not a curated record. Gene Ontology annotation, biological process: cholesterol efflux; acylglycerol homeostasis; phospholipid efflux. Gene Ontology annotation, molecular function: cholesterol transfer activity; phosphatidylcholine-sterol O-acyltransferase activator activity; phospholipid binding. NCBI's taxonomy places the organism in Eukaryota, Metazoa, Chordata, Actinopteri, Clupeiformes, Clupeidae. Gene Ontology annotation, cellular component: very-low-density lipoprotein particle; extracellular vesicle; low-density lipoprotein particle.